AUGAUAUCCUUUCUUGACUUGCCGGGUGAAAUCCGGUUAAUCAUUUAUGCUUACUUGCUGCACCCAAACGACUAUCUCAGCGGGUACCGACAGAUCGAGACUAUGAUCACAGCACACACGGACCGAUCUCGAGGACCUAGCUGUGCUGACCCUCGCUAUUAUGUUGAGCGGUAUACACCUUCAAUUCUGCUCUUGAACAAACAAAUAACCAGCGAAGCCCUCGAUGUUCUACAUCGAAUACCACUCAAUCUGGAAGGUACUCCAGGUACAUACCUAGCCAUGCGUCAGAUGGACAUCACCGAGUUUAUCAGUGAAGAGCUGCUUCAAAAUAUGCAUUACGCCAUUCUAAGACUAGACACUGCACACAAGCAUUUCGUCUUGCCACUACUCGACAUUUGGGGACAAAAAAACAGCCUGAAAAGACUUGAUGUAUAUCGUCCGAAGGCAACUCCUAUCCCACGAGAUCAUUGGAGAGUUGUGAAGAACAGGAUACGAACUUUCUCGACCACAGUGCCUGUUGUCUGGCACAAGGUUGAUAAUCCUCUUAACGCCGGUGUUUGA
Messenger RNA from Penicillium cataractarum, 561 nucleotides. RefSeq lists its product as uncharacterized. The transcript is spliced from 2 exons. Bases 1 to 561 code for a protein of 186 amino acids. The record is from RefSeq and is a predicted model, not a curated record. NCBI's taxonomy places the organism in Eukaryota, Fungi, Ascomycota, Eurotiomycetes, Eurotiales, Aspergillaceae.